AUGCCUUAUAAUCUGUUUGAUUGUGAAGAUAUAGGGAAAUGCCUUUUUGGAAAUUUGAUAAUGUUUGAUUGUGGAUAUCAGGGGGCUAUGCUCUUGAUAUUAGUCCUUCUUGGUGUUGCAGUUUGUACUGUUACAGAUGUGACUGUCAAUACAAAGGGUUUUAUAGCUGCUUUAGUGUCAGUUUGGAGCAUGGUGCUGCAGCAGUAUUAUGUACACUAUCUUCAACGGAAUUAUUCUCUUGGAUCUUUCAACUUAUUGGGGCAUACUGCUCCAGCACAGGCAGUAUCCCUUCUUUUAGUUGGGCCCUUUCUGGAUUGUUGGUUGACUAGUAAAAGAGUUUAUGCAUAUGAUUAUACUCUCACAUCUGUGUCAUUCAUAAUUCUGUCCUGUACCAUUGCGGUAGGGACCAAUCUCAGUCAAUUCAUCUGCAUAGGCAGAUUUACGCCUGUGUCAUUCCAAGUUCUUGGUCAUCAUUGUUUUUUCUCUUCCUGGAAUUAUCUCAUUGUUAACACUUUUCGAUGUGUUUUAUUCUUCUGUUUGUUAUGUGCUUGAACAUACAUGUAUAUCAAAUUCAUCGAAAGCCCGUGGGGCUAAAUUGUUUUGUUGGAAGUAUAUAUUUUCUAUACAAGGAAAUUCUGCUAUAACCAACGAUAAGCAUAUGCAUUAAAACCAAAUUCAGAACUUGAAAGGCUAUACAAAAUAUUUAUUCUAUGUAAAAGGAUGGCUUUAAGCUUAGUGGAGUCCUAAA
Messenger RNA from Quercus robur (English oak), 748 nucleotides. Its product is annotated as UDP-rhamnose/UDP-galactose transporter 6-like. The record is from RefSeq and is a predicted model, not a curated record. Gene Ontology annotation, cellular component: Golgi apparatus. Bases 1 to 552 code for a protein of 183 amino acids. Lineage: Eukaryota; Viridiplantae; Streptophyta; Magnoliopsida; Fagales; Fagaceae. The transcript has 3 exons. Gene Ontology annotation, molecular function: UDP-galactose transmembrane transporter activity; antiporter activity.